Fimicolochytrium jonesii is the source of this 1825-nucleotide messenger RNA. RefSeq lists its product as uncharacterized. Gene Ontology annotation, molecular function: muscle alpha-actinin binding; actin binding. The transcript has 4 exons. Bases 95 to 1639 code for a protein of 514 amino acids. NCBI's taxonomy places the organism in Eukaryota, Fungi, Chytridiomycota, Chytridiomycetes, Spizellomycetales, Powellomycetaceae. Gene Ontology annotation, cellular component: Z disc; adherens junction; stress fiber. The record is from RefSeq and is a predicted model, not a curated record. Gene Ontology annotation, biological process: muscle structure development; actin cytoskeleton organization.
CCCCCCCCUCCCAAAGUGGCUUUCGGCGCCGGUCCCACUGCACACGCAGGCAUAUUCAGCACUUACUUGGGCUCAUCGUUGCACUCUCUCCGAUAUGAACGAACUCGACCGACUGCUCAAGGAGCUAGACAAGGCUGGCUCCUCUAGAGGGAGCGUAGUGCCAAAGUCUGUGUCGGGGCUAGGACCAGCGCAACCGCCACCUCCACCUUCCCAGCAGCCAGGACAACACCAACAGUUCCAGCAACCCUCCCAGCACAACCCCGCCACCGCUGGUUCGGCGCUCGGUUCUAGCGGCCGGGGGGGCUCUUCCACCAACCUAGCCGCCCCCACCCAAUCCAACAGCGAGCUCAACGGCCUCCUCAAAGACCUCACGGACCUGAAAGGCCUAGUGGUUAGUGGCCAAAAUGCCUCUUCCGACGAAGAUGACACCCGCCACCACCCACCACCGCGUGCAUCAGUCGGUGCCCCCGGCAGCGGCAGAUCCAGCGUAGGCGGCUCCGGCGGUCCUGGCGGAAUUCGCAACGCUAACCUCGAUUUCGGCGCCUUGGGCAGUUCGGGUGGUGGUCCAGGGAGCAGCGGCGGGUCCGCGCGUUCAUCCAACACCGUGCGUCCAGCCGUUACGCCUAAGCCCUGCGCCACGUGCGCAAAACCCGUUAUUGGACCCACUGUUAAUGCGAUGGGACGCACGUAUCACCCGGAACAUUUUACGUGCAGAGGGUGUGACCGGCAGCUGGGCCAAGGGAGGUUUUAUGAGAAGGAUGGGUUUGCUUUUUGUGAAGGGUGUUGGCAGAAGGAUUUGCCGAGUUGUGCGUACUGUAGUGGUGUCGUUAUGGAGCGCUGUGUCGAAGCUCUAGGCAGAUCAUGGCACCCACACCACUUCUUCUGCGCACAGUGCGGCAAGCUGUUUCCGCCCGGUGCGGCAUUCCUCGAAAAGGACGGCAUGGCCUACUGCGAAGACGAUUAUUUCGCCCUCUUUGCGACGCGAUGCGGUGGAUGCGAGAAGGUUAUCUUUGGCGAAUUCGUGUCGGCUUGUGGGAAGGAGUGGCAUAUGGAUUGCUUCGUUUGUGGGGACUGCAAACAACCAUUCCCGACCGGCACAUUCUACGAGCACCAAGGCCGGCCUUACUGCGCGACACACCAUUCCAUCCGCCGAACCCAAAACAUGACGUCUUUCGACGGCAGCGGUUCCCAACAAAGAGUCCAGGGCCGACUCGACACCCACAGCCCUCAGAAAGGAGCCCAGCAACAAAACCAACCAAAUUCCGGGUCCGCCCUCGGCUCCGGCUCCGAUUCCGACCCCUCCCCAUCCGCGACCGCCAACCUCGACCUUCCGUCCCUCCCAGGCCCCUCAAUCUCGCACGCCCUCCCACCGUCAACGCCUUUCUGCUCCGGCUGCCAAAAGCACGUCGCGUCCCGCGGCGGGGGCACAGCUGAAGUCGUAUCGAUUGCGGGCAAAGUGUGGCAUAUGGAGUGUUUUACGUGCAGUUAUUGUGGGAAGAAGCUGAACCCGAAGGCUGCGGGUGGUGGAGCUGCGGGGGACGGGAAGGCGGGAGUGAGUGGGGGUGGGGGCGAGGGAGCGCCGUGGAGGGAGCGGGAGGGACGGUGUUAUUGUUAUGGGUGUUUUAAUUAUGUUGGGUGAGGUGGUGGGGUGGAGACGUUUUCACAUUCUUUCGGUUGUUGUUGCCUCUACUUUGUAACUCGAAUAGCGCCCCAGUGGUCUCGAAUAGCGCCCCAGUGGACCUCCAUCAAGUACGGCUUGGCCCCAUUGUAAAUCUGCCGAAGAAGUGGUGUUGUGCAGGUGCAUAUUGACCGCUUGAUUGGAAGC